UUCAGCGGCAGUUGUUGAAGUUGUUUGGGCUACUGAGAAUAUUUUCCUUUUAUUUUUAUUAGCUUUUUUUUUUUUUAAUUGUAAUAAUAAUAAUAAUCAUAAUAGCUUUUGUUCUAUAGUUAAACUCUUCUGGUGUUGGAAUCAUGUCGUUUUCCAGGGCUCCUUUGAAAAGGUUUAAUGAACACAUCGGCUGUGCACCUCCACCAGGUUCAUACGAGCUGAAGCCUGGCGAAGUGAAGGGUGCCGCUUCGUUCCACAAGGCAGAGCGCUUCAAACCACAAAAACUUGGACCACCCACCUCCAAAGAUGUUCCCAUGUCUCCAGUGCGCAGGACCAUGUCAGUGGACGGCUUGACCGAUAGCUCAAAAAAGGACAAGAGCAACUUUCAAGUUGAAAUGAAACAGCAGAAGCUGCUGGAGAAAGAGAUCCGCUCGCUGGUUCAGCAGCGAGGAGAACAGGACCGCAGGCUUCAGACCCUAGAGGAAGAGCUCAAGAAGCUGGAGGCUAAACUGCUGGCUGCUGUGAGAGAGAAGACGGGCCUCGCAGCCAACGUGGCCUCUUUUGAAAGACAGCUUGCUGAAUUAAAGAAAACCAACGAGUUCCUCAAGAGCAAGGUUUCUGCAGACACUACAAAGAAGAAAAUCCACUCGCUGUCUAUGGAGCUCAUGGAAGCGAGGAACAGACUGGAUGCUAAGGACAAGGAGCUGAGUUUCCUGCAGAUCAGCUUAGACGGCAAAGUAAAGGUCUUGGAGACCGAUCUUGAAGCUUCAAGAGCAACUCUUAAUGCUAUUAAGGAGAGGAACAAAGAUCUUGAGAGCCUUCAUGAAGAGUCUAAAGCUCACAAUGAGGAGCUGGAGAAAGAAAUGGAUAAGCUGCAUGCUGUUAUACAGGAGCUGAGGGAGGAGCUCAAAGUGCUGCAGAGCUACCUUGAUACUGCAAAUGAAGAGAUUCAGGAUCUAAAAAGUAAACUGCAGGACAAGUCCGCAAUGGAGCGCCGUGUCUCGGAUUCUCAAGAGAAACUUGGUGAGGUGGAGCAGAAGCUGGAGCAGCGCAUGGUGGAGCUCCAGGAGUCUCAGAGUGCCCUGAAGAAGACGGAGCAGGAGCUGCAGGAGUGCCACAGCACCCUUGGGGAACGGCAGAGAGAGCUGGAGCAUCACAAGUGUGAACUAGAGGCCUCUCGGGCUAUGCUGAAAGAGCUGGAGGAGAAGAGCGUCCAGGGAGCUCAGGAGCUCAAGGACUCGCAGGGCACAGUGAGGCAGCAAGAGCAGGAGCUGGCCCGAAUGAGGGAGGUGCUGAGAAGAACAGAAGAGGAGUUGGACCAGCGGGUGGCCCACAUGAAUGAGCGUUGCUUGAGCAUGGAGGAAGAGAGGGCCAGGACACAGGAGGAAGGGCUGAAGAGAGUGCAGGAACUGCUGGCUGAGGUUAGCUCACUGGAGGAGAGCAAAAAGUGUGAGAAAGAAGCUCAUGACAAGCUGAAGCAGGAGCACUCUGCCCUUGUUGAACAGUUCGAGGAAGAGAAGGCUCGUAAUGACUCCCUGUCCAGCUUGAUGGAAUCUCUGCGUGAUGACCUGGACAAAGAGAGGAAGCAGUUAGAGGAGGAGUUGGAAGAGGUGUUGGAGGAAGUGAAUGUGCUUGAGGAACAAGAUAAGCUCCUGCAGGAGACCAUCCAUCUCUUAACCCAGGAGAAACUCACAACGGAGGAAGAAUUGAACAGCGCCCGUGCAGAGCUAGAGAGGAGCAAAGCAGAGAUGAGUACUUUGGAAGAGGUUCAUCAGGAAACUGUGAAGAAACUACAGGAUGAACACAACAGCUCACUGGGAAAGAUAGGCGACAUGGCCACUGAGCUAGAGAGUGCCAUGCAGGCUAUGAGUACGCAGAGAGAGCAGGAUGGGGCUCGUGUACUGGAGCUGAAGGAGGAGCUGGGCACAAUCACUCAGCAACUGCAGGAUGAACAGAAUAAACUCCUUCACCAACAGCACACACAAGAAAAGGAGAGGGAGGAGUAUGCCAGGAUGUUACUGGAGGUCCAGACUAAGCUGGCCCAGUGUGAGAUGGACUUGAGGCAGGCCAGGGAGGAGGUAGGACAGGAGCAAGAGGAGAAACGGCAGGCCCUGGCUCAGGUGGAGCAGACUCAGCAGCGUAGGAGGGAGUCAGCAGAAGGCAGGGUUCAGGAGGCGCGGCUCCUGCAGGAGCAGGUGGAGGCGCUGAAGCGGGAGAAGGAGCAGCUCCACCAGCAGAUGGAGCGGGAGAAGGAGCAGCUCCACCAGCAGAUGGAGCGGGAGAAGGAGCAGCUCCACCAGCAGAUGGAGCGGGAGAAGGAGCAGCUCAACCAGCAGAUGGAGCGGGAGAAGGAGCAGCUCAACCAGCAGAUGGAGCGGGAGAAGGAGCAGCUCCACCAGCAGAUGGAGCGGGAGAAGGAGCAGCUAAACCAGCAGAUGGAGCGAGAGAUGGAGCAGGAGCAACACAACUUCAAUGAACAACUCAGAGAGGCACAAAAAAGCACAUCAAAUGAUGAGACUGAGCACUGGAGAAACUUGUAUGAACAGCUCUACGCUAAAGUUAAGCCCUUCCAGGAGCAGCUGGAUGGCUUUGCGGCUGAGAGGGACGCAUUGCUCUCUGAGAAAGGGGCCACUCAGGCAGAGCUGAACAAGCUCGCAGGCGCCUACGCUAACCUGCUGGGCCAUCAGAACCAACGACAGAAAAUCAAGCACAUGGUCAAGCUCAAGGAGGAGAACUUGGAGCUCAAGCAGGAAGUGACUAAGCUGAGGACACAGCUGGGGAAGCAGAAGAGGGACCUGGAGCAGCUCAAGUCCAGUCAGGCCCCACGCCGGUUUGACCCCAGCAAAGCCUUCAAACACGAACAUAAAGAGAACCAGCAGCCUGUGGUGCCUCUUAGAUAGAGGGAAGAUCUACAAGUUGGUUAUGAUCUCAACUAAUCAGCAGUUACAUGAUGUAUUGUCACACUGCAGUUUCCACACUGUGUUUGUACGGUUCAUGUAUACUCUUUCACUCAGAAAGAUUUUAUUGACGAUCUAGACUUUGCUAUAGAAAGAACCUGUCAAGGAAAAAGGAUCAGCAGUUCUUGGUGGAUUUUUUUUAUUUUUUUUCUUCUGUCAUGUCUUAAGGCAAGGGUUGGGGGAAUUCCUUCUACACUUAGGUGUUAUUGUUCUGUAUGGUAUCUGGACACGGAGGGUGUUUUUAUUUAUUGUGUCAGUUUGUACGUUUUGGGUCACCAGUGCUGCAGGACUUAAUAUGGGAGUAAAUAUAUAUUUUUAAAUGAGUAAUAUUUUAAGCAACUCUUUGUUUUAGGUCUGGAUUACCCAACUACUAGAUAUGUUAAAAUAUGUAUGUGGUCUAGUACGCGCUAAGAUUGGUUUGUGCGUGCUCAUGCAUUAUCUUCACUACAAUUCUGAUUCAUUUUGUAACCUUUGAACUUAGCUUCAAUCUAAUUUUGUAGUCCUGUUAAUCCAAUUUAUAUUUUCAAUCCAAUUACUCAACUCAGUUCAGCACAUUUCAUGUACCAUAAUUUGAUUACUUGGCUGCUCUUUUCUUUGUUCUAAUGCUUAACUUUUUAAAGCUUUUUGAAAAGUCUUUUCUUACAUGAUUUUAAAUAUGAUAAUUGUUUUGCUAUGUAGAACAGUUAUUUAAUAAAAAAAAAUAUAUAUACAUUUCCACUACGGUUGUCAUUUUUUCCCCUUAUUACUGUUAUCUUACUGUUAUGGAAUGGUAUGCAUCAAAUGAAACUGAACAAAAGUCAUUCAUCUUAAUUUAUGGAAGCAUUUAGUACAUUGUUUUUCCACUGUAAAAAAGUGAGUGACUGUUUAACUGCUCUCUGUGAA
Messenger RNA from Pangasianodon hypophthalmus (striped catfish), 3839 nucleotides. It is a transcript of the gene hmmr, whose product is annotated as hyaluronan-mediated motility receptor (RHAMM). Gene Ontology annotation, molecular function: hyaluronic acid binding. The transcript has 19 exons. The coding region runs from base 144 to 2900 and encodes 918 amino acids. Lineage: Eukaryota; Metazoa; Chordata; Actinopteri; Siluriformes; Pangasiidae. Gene Ontology annotation, cellular component: membrane. The record is from RefSeq and is a predicted model, not a curated record.